CGCAAUUGUUGAGCUUCUUCUACUUUGAUUACUUUUGUUUCUUCAUCUUCACAAUCGAUCAAUCAAUAUAUAUUUUUUUACAUUAUAUUAAAAUUAAUAUUAAUAUCAAAGAUGGAAUCCAAACUGGAUUGUGAUUCUCAUAAAGAUACAGAACAUGGUCAUGAUCCGGAUGAUUCGUCUUCCGUUGCUAAGAUAGAGAAGGACAAUCCUUCAGGGGCAAUAACGUAUAUUUACAGGCAAGAUGUUGUAAUUAGCAAAACUGAAGGGAAGACUGGGGUAGUGACUGAAGUUGCGGGUGAUUCGGACUCGGAUAGCUCCAGUGAUGAUGAAGAUGAUGAGAAUGAAGAAACUGAAGCAGAUGGUCCCAAUGAGGGUGAUAACAAAGAUUCAAAUGAAAAUAGUGAUAACGAUGAUGACAAUGAUGAUGAUGAGAGCAUACCACUUCCUGCUGAUCAUGUUAGAGUACUUUGGAACGAUGAUACAGAAACAACUCAAAGUCUUAAUGACGUCACAGUUAUUGACCGAGGAUUCUUACAUGGAGAUUAUGUUGCUGCUGCUUCUAAUGCAACAGGGCAAGUGGGUGUCGUGGUUGAUGUCAAUAUGUCUAUUGAUUUAGAAUCUAUUGAUGGAACUUGCAUAAAUAAUGUCAAUUCAAAAGAUUUAAAGCGUGUAAGGGACUUUCAAGUGGGUGAUUAUGUUGUCUUUGGCCCAUGGCUGGGACGAAUAGAUGAUGUACUUGAUAAUGUAACAGUCAUGUUCGAUGAUGGUUCUGUUUGCAAAGUUAUGAAGGCUGAUCCACUGCGGCUCAAAGCAGUCGGCAAGAAGGUUCAAGAAGAUGUACAUUUUCCGUAUUAUCCGGGUCAGAGAGUAAAGGCCAGUUCCUCAUCUGUAUUUAAGAAUUCUAGAUGGUUAUCGGGGCUGUGGAAAGCUUCACGUUUGGAAGGAAUCGUAACAAAUGUUACAGUGGGCUCAGCAUUCGUUUAUUGGAUUGCUUCUGCAGGCUAUGGGCCUGACUCCUCAAUAACCCCGCCUGAGGAGCAGAACCCCAAAAACUUAAGGUUAUUGUCCUGUUUUGCACAUACGAAUUGGCAACUUGGUGAUUGGUGUCUUCUCCCAUCACUUAAACUAAACUCUUCAGUUUGUCAUGGCAAAAGCUCCGUGGAUAAAUCUGAGAGUGAUUCAGAAAUGGUCCUUGAUGAGGAUUCCACCAAGAAUUCUGACCCUUCAAUUGAAACUAGUCAAUGCAGUAGCUCAAUGACUGUUUCAAAAGUGCCAGCUCACGAAAAUUGGCCUUUACACCGGAAAAAGGUUCGUAAGGUUGUGCUUAAGAGGGAUAAAAGGCCACGGAAAAAAGAGGAACAGUUUGAAAGGGCCCUCCAAAUUAUCAAUACAAAAACAAGAGUUGAUGUAGCGUGGCAGGAUGGAACCAUUGAACGUGAAUUAGAUUCAAUUUCUCUGAUACCAAUUGAGAACCCUGGAGAUCAUGAAUUUGUGUCUGAACAAUAUGUGGUGGAAAAACCGAGUGAUGACAAUGAUGAUGACAGUGGUGAGAUCAGCCGUGUGGGGGUUGUGAGGAGUGUUAAUGCAAAAGAACGCACAGCUUGUGUGAGGUGGUUAAAGCAGGUUGCUAGAGCAGAAGAUCCUAGAGAAUUUGAUAAAGAGGAGGUUGUGAGUGUUUAUGAGCUUGAAGGGCAUCAAGAUUAUGAUUAUUGUUAUGGGGAUGUAGUUGUUCGGCUGCCUUCUGUUUCUGCAGGUGCUAGUGGUAAUGAGAAUGUGGCAGAGCUGACUGAUCGAAAUGAUGUCAAAGGAGAUUUACCAACUAACUUCUCAGACCUCACUUGGGUUGGAAAUAUUACAGGGCUCAGAAAUGGUGAUAUUGAAGUUACUUGGGCUGACGGAAUGGUAUCAAUGGUUGGUCCGCAAGCAAUUUAUGUUGUUGGCCGUGAUGAUGAUGAUGAUUCUGUUGCUGGUGCAAGUGAAGUCAGUGAUGAUGCAGCCAGUUGGGAAACCGUUGAGGAUACAGAAACAGAAAACCUUCAGAAGACACUAGAGGAUCUUGGGAUACAAAAUGGCUCUGACCUCAGUCUUGAAGGGGAGGAGAAUACAUCUGAAAAUAUUCAAACGAAUGGUCCACUUUCCAUACCUCUUGCUGCUUUUGGAUUUAUGACAAGAUUGGCGAGUGGAAUAUUUUCUAGGGGUCAAAGAAAUAACGAUCAUUUAAGUAUAACUUCUGAGGGUGACAUUGAAGUAUUGGUGGAGAGAAAUGGUGCUACAGACGCAUCUGUUGAAAUGCCAGAUCCUGAUAGAGGAGUGGAGAAUGAUGUUAUCAAGGAAUCAAGUUUAUCUAAUGCACCUGCAGAACUCAAUAGCAUGAAUUGUAGUAAAAUCAGUGACUCCCUAAGAUCGGAGGUUGACCAUUCCAGAUUUAAAGGAUUUGAUAUAGUUAAAGACCCUCUUGAUCAUUACUAUCUUGGUGCCAACGGACAGACUAACGCUGGAAGGAGAUGGCUAAAGAAAGUCCAACAAGAUUGGAACAGCCUCAAAAAGAAUUUGCCAGAUGGAAUUUAUGUUCGAGUUUAUGAAAAUAGAAUGGAUCUAUUAAGGGCUGUGAUAGUUGGAGCAUAUGGAACACCUUAUCAAAAUGGUCUUUUUUUCUUUGACUUUCAUCUUCCUCCAGAAUACCCUGAUGUUCCACCUUCAGCGUAUUAUCAUUCAGGGGGGUGGCGAAUCAAUCCAAAUCUUUACGAGGAAGGAAAAGUUUGCCUUAGCCUGUUAAAUACAUGGUCAGGAAGGGGUAAUGAAGUUUGGGACCCUUCAUCGUCUAGCAUCCUUCAAGUUCUUGUUUCACUCCAGGGUCUUGUGCUUAAUUCCAAACCAUACUUCAAUGAAGCUGGGUAUGACAAACAACUUGGUACUGCAGAAGGAGAGAAAAAUUCUCUGUCCUACAAUGAAAAUACUUUCUUACUUAACUGCAAAACGAUGAUGUAUCUCAUGAGAAGGCCUCCCAAGGACUUUGAAGAUCUUGUGAGUGAGCAUUUCAGAGAUCGUGGUUAUUACAUUCUCAAGGCUUGUGAUGCUUACAUGAAGGGUUACCUAAUCGGCUCUCUUACAGAAGACGCUUCUAUAUGUGAAACAAGUAUUGCAAAUGCAAAUUCAGUUGGUUUCAAACUAAUGUUAGCCAAGAUUGUGCCAAAACUUCUAUCAGCACUCAAUGAAGUAGGAGCUAAUUGUCAGGAGUUCAAACACUUACAAAACUCAUAGUAGAUCUUCUAUCACGCAAGCUUAGUUAUCUCACCAACACCGGUAGCUUAAUCAAAACCCAAGUGGUCUCACUCAUUUUGGAGCUCCGUGUGCUGUUGGUAUCCUCUGCCUCAGACCAAAUAAGAGAGAGUAUAUGAGGCUAAAAAGGCGGCUUUGUUGAUGUAGGAAAAAGAAACCAGAGACGACUAUCCAAGAUGAACGUUGAAAGCAAAAAUACAAGUUAUUGGCCUUAAGAAUGCAAGACUAGAAAUACAAUAUAAACUAUAAAGUUGAUGACUAAAUGCUGGUAUAAAUACAAAUGCAAGAUCAAAUUAUUGCAAAAUACAAGGAAAUGUUAGAAGCA
Messenger RNA from Erigeron canadensis, 3604 nucleotides. Its product is annotated as probable ubiquitin-conjugating enzyme E2 23. Lineage: Eukaryota; Viridiplantae; Streptophyta; Magnoliopsida; Asterales; Asteraceae. The coding region runs from base 112 to 3261 and encodes 1049 amino acids. The record is from RefSeq and is a predicted model, not a curated record. The transcript is spliced from 9 exons.